Messenger RNA from Daktulosphaira vitifoliae (grape phylloxera), 1836 nucleotides. Its product is annotated as zinc finger MYM-type protein 1-like. The coding region runs from base 1 to 1836 and encodes 611 amino acids. Gene Ontology annotation, molecular function: protein dimerization activity. The transcript has 4 exons. Lineage: Eukaryota; Metazoa; Arthropoda; Insecta; Hemiptera; Phylloxeridae. The record is from RefSeq and is a predicted model, not a curated record.
AUGAUAAUUUUUGAAGCAUGUUCUGAUCCAGCUCUUUGGUCUAUUAAUGAAGAUUUAAUUAAUUAUGUAUGCUUUCAUGGUUUUACUCAAGAUUUAUCAAUAAUUAAUUUUUCUAAAUCUAAGAGAAGCUUUCUUAGAACGGUAAAAGGAAUAAAAAAAACAAUCAACAGGUCUUGUAAAAUUAGUUAUUUUCAAGGAACUUUAAAAAAUGGAGAGAAAUUUCGCAGAGAAUUUUUAGCGUAUUCUGAGACUAAAGGAGUUCUCUUUUGCUAUCCAUGUCUUUUAUUUUCCUGUAAAUCUUCAUUUGGUUCGACUGGAUUUUCUCUUUGGAAAAAAGCAGAUGAAAAAAUACAAGAACAUUUAAAUUCAUCAACUCAUCGGUCUAAUAUUUUGAAAAUGAAACUACGCGGGGUGACUCUUAAUCGCAUUGAUAGUGGACUUGCUAAUCAGGUCGAGAGAGAACGACUUUAUUGGAUUCAAAUUUUGAAAAGAGUCGUGGCAGUAGUAAAAAAGUUAGCAUCAAGAGGAUUAGCACUUCGAGGGGAUACAUCAAAAUUAGGUUUUAAAAACAAUGGCAACUUUUUAAUGGCUAUUGAGUUAUUAUCUGAAUUUGACCCAUUUAUGGCUGAACAUCUCAAACAGUAUGGAAAUCCUGGCAGAGGUUUUACAUCUUAUUUAUCUUGUAAUAUAUAUGAAGAGAUAAUAAAAAUUAUGGCUGAAAAAGUUUUGUCAACAAUUAUUCAAGAAAUAAAUGAUGCUCAUUAUUUUUCAAUUAGUGUUGAUUCAACUCCUGACAUAUCACACAUCGAUCAAUUAUCAUUAUGUAUUCGUUAUGUUAAUAGUGAUGGAAGUCCUGUUGAGCGUUUUAUUUGUUUUCUAGAUCAUAUUGGACAUAAAGCUGAAAAUAUAGCAGAAGCUGUAUUUACAAUAUUGAAAACUUAUAAACUGAAUAUUGCAAACCUUAGAGGUCAAUCAUAUGAUAAUGCCAGUAAUAUGGCAGGUGCAUAUUCUGGACUGCAAACAAGAAUAAAAGCAGUAAAUCCCAUGGCAAAAUUUGUUCCAUGUGCAGCACACUCUUUAAACUUGGUCGGUAUGAACUCUGUGAGCUGUUGUAUUGAAGCAGUCAAAUUUUUUAAUUUACUUCAAAUUAUAUAUAAUUUCUUUUCUGCUUCAACACACCGGUGGGCAAUUCUUAAAUCCACUGUGAAAUCUCUUUCAGGUACCAGGUGGUCAGCUAGAGAAGAUGCUUGUAAAUCUUUAAAUGAAAAUUGGAGUUCAAUUAUGAAUGCCUCAAAUAUAAUUGAAUGCGAUGCAAAUGAAAAGCCUAAUACUCGGUUUGAGACUAAAUGCAUAAAAAAAAAACUAGACACUUUAGAAAUAGGAUUUUUAUCAAUAUUUUGGGGUAAUAUUUUACAGAGGUUUAAUGCUGUUAUACUUGAAAUAUUUAAAAAUGCUACGAAACUUCAAAAAGAAUUUGAAAUUGAUUUAGAACCUUCAUUUGUGAAUGAAUGUUUACAUUUGAGAGGACAUUUAAAAAGCCUUUCUGAUGGUAUUCCGAAAACGAUUCAAGAGAUUUGUAUGUUUAUCAGACAGAAAAACUUACAAAGCAUUUAUCCUUAUAUUGAUAUAGCUUUGAGAAUUUUGCUAUGUACUCCCAUAAGCAAUUGUUCAACGGAGAGAUCUUUUUCGACUUUAAAAAGAAUUAAAUCGUAUCUAAGAUCUAGUACGUUUGAGGAUCGACUUAAUAAUUUAGCUUUAUUGUCAAUUGAAGGUGAAUUGACAUCUAAAAUAAAUUAUGAUGAGGCCAUGAACGGCGCCAAAGGGAGACUUAAAUAG